This is a messenger RNA of Notechis scutatus (mainland tiger snake), 2047 nucleotides long. It is a transcript of the gene CACNG6, whose product is annotated as calcium voltage-gated channel auxiliary subunit gamma 6. Gene Ontology annotation, biological process: calcium ion transport; regulation of calcium ion transmembrane transport via high voltage-gated calcium channel. The record is from RefSeq and is a predicted model, not a curated record. NCBI's taxonomy places the organism in Eukaryota, Metazoa, Chordata, Lepidosauria, Squamata, Elapidae. Gene Ontology annotation, molecular function: calcium channel regulator activity. Gene Ontology annotation, cellular component: membrane; L-type voltage-gated calcium channel complex.
GCUUGCAGUGUGUUGACCUAGAUAAAACUUAGAAAAAGCUGGGCAACAGACCCAAGCACAAAACCUGGCUCAGAGCUUGGGUGUUUAACAGGCAGCGGACACACUAGCUUUUAUUUUUUUCCCAGGCAAAAUAGAUUCCCUCAACCAGCAGGGAUCAGGAAAAGGGGCUAUGAUGUGGCCUAACUUUUUCCUUCAGGACCGGGAGCAACGCAUAGCUACGCGCAGGAGAGGGGAGACCCAACGGCAGAAAAUUCUGACGGACGAGCAGGAAGGCAAGAUCAAGCUGGCCUUCUUUGUGGCCAUUGUGGGGAUGACCCUGACGGUGCUGGCGGUGGGCACAGAAUUCUGGGUGGAACUCAACACCUACAAGCAGAACCACUCCGCCAUCUGCGAGGCCGCCCACUUCGGCUUGUGGAAAUUCUGCUACAAGAAGCUCUGGGUCUACGAUGUGGGAGAAGAGAGGCACACCUGCGGGCCUGCGGAGCUGCCCGGUGAAGCUAAUUGUUCUUAUUUCAAAUUCUUCACCACUGGGGAGAAUGCCAAGAUCUUCCAAAGGACUACAAAAAAGGAACUGAACAUCACGGCAGCCGUUGUGUCCCUCCUCAGCAUCAUCUUGAUGGCCAUGGGAUCCCUCUGCAUCACAAUGGCCCUGAGCAAAGGAGUUGAGUUCCUCCUGAAACCAGCAUCAUGCUUCUUUAUAAUAUCAGGACUGAUGGUGUUGGUGACUUUGGAGAUUUUCCGACAAUCGGUCCGAUGGCUGAUCACCUCCAAUGCGACCAUCCCACUAGAAUAUGAGUAUUCCUGGUCUGUGGCUUGUGCAGUGUCUGCAGGGGCAAUUCUGAUAUUUGGGGGAGCCUGCUUCAUCCUAUUGUCUAUGCCAGGUUUGCCCAAAAAGCCUUGGGAAUAUUGCAUCAGAAAGAGAAGCACCAGUGAACAUACUUCCUAAAGUCUCUCUAUCUCUCACUCUGCAACCUUUACACGUAGAGGUGGAAUGAAUCAAUCUUCCCCAAUUUACCCCCUGUCCUAUUUCUCCAGCUUCUGGACACACUUUUCUUCCCUGUUUUGUGACUUGUAAAUAGAACCAGUUGUACUUCUCUUGUUUUAAUUUGGGGUGGGGGAGCAAGGGGGGGGACUGCAAGCAAAGGGCUCUGUUGAUGAACAAGGGACAGUUGUGUUAGUGAACUGAGACACUAACAAAUUGAGAGAGGAUAAAGGCCUGUAUUUAAAACCCAGUUUUUAUAAAUAGCUGUUUUUAGCUCAACAAGAGGACUUGUGUCUUGAAAGUCUUUUAAAUUCACAUCGAGGUCAGACAACAAAAUUUCAUGUCAAUUUCCCACCAUAGCCAAGUUCCGCCCAAAACAAAAAUUACAAUUCUUCUGUUGGAAAAUUGAAAGAUCAUGAAAAGAACAAAAGAUACUUGCAAUUUGACUUACAUGUUCAGGUUUUUUUUUUCUUUUUGCAUACCCUCCGGAUUUACCCAAAAAUAUGAUUUCUAGCUAGGUCCUUUGAGAAUGACAGGGAGACACCGAAGUUACCAACCUAACUUUCCAAACACAGGUGAAUUCUUAACCUACCAUUUGGGGAACCUGAAAACAGAGGACUUUUGUUCAGAUGAAUUUCCAUCCAGCAUCUUGCCAGUUAACUAGCCAAAAUCUACAACAGUGAAAUCCACGGACAGGCAUAUUUUCAAAACUCAAAUUUUUCUCCCCCCAAUUAAGUGUCAUCAUAUAAAAAAAUAUUUCUUGCAACUUUUCCAGUGAGUAAUGCUUCUAGAAACUCAGUCCAGCUGAUAAGAUGACAUAAAUUGCAGCUCUCUGCUCAAAGAAGGCAUUACACAGAUAGUGUAGCAGGAACCUUCUUGAUUUAAGAAUAACUUAUGAAGAGAAGUGGAGAGAAAGCAAGCAGCUACAGGUUUACAACAUGAAUUUAUAUGUUGAUGCCUAACCAGCAUCCUUUGUCUUCUCUAGACACCAGAGCUCAGGGGUGUCAAACUCAAGGGCCUGGGGCCGGGCCCAGCUCAUGGGGUGCUUAGAUCUGGCCCACAGGG